Messenger RNA from Perognathus longimembris pacificus (Pacific pocket mouse), 435 nucleotides. RefSeq names its product 40S ribosomal protein S29-like. The record is from RefSeq and is a predicted model, not a curated record. NCBI's taxonomy places the organism in Eukaryota, Metazoa, Chordata, Mammalia, Rodentia, Heteromyidae. Gene Ontology annotation, biological process: translation. Bases 178 to 339 code for a protein of 53 amino acids. Gene Ontology annotation, molecular function: zinc ion binding; structural constituent of ribosome. The transcript has a single exon. Gene Ontology annotation, cellular component: cytosolic small ribosomal subunit; ribosome.
AUCAAACUAUAUUUGAUUUGAUAUUGUAUUUGCGAUUUCAAUUUGUAAUUUCCUAUAUGUUUAUUAAUAAAGUGUCAUUUUUGCUAUGUGGUUUAUUAAAAAAAUGUACAGUCCGUUAAAAAAAAAGUGGUAGAGGGCCUUUCUUUCCUUUUUCCUCAUUGGACCUGUGGAAGCAAGAUGGGUCACCAGCAGCUCUACUGGAGUCAUCCCCGAAAAUUCAGCCAGGGAUCUCGCUCUUGCAGAAUGUGCUCUAACCGCAAAGGUCUGAUCCGGAAGUACGGGCUCAACACGUGUUUCCACCAGUACGCGAAGGGCAUUGGAUUCAUUAAGUUGGACUAAUCGAUCUUUGAACGGAUUAUCCAAGACAUCAAGCCCAAUGAAAGACCAUAUUUGAACAUAAAAUAAAAAUUAAGGAAACCUUAAAAAAAAGUGGUA